AUGGCUGAACCACGUUUAAUCUCGCAUCCUUUUCGAUACAUACUUCUGCUUGUACAAGAACUGGGAGAUGUUUGGACAAAGUUAUCUCUGGCAAGACCAAAUUUUACAAGCUCCGGAAUGAGGACAAUGAAGUCUCCCAUGAAAAUACUACAAAAGGAGGGAAUAGCUAUGAACUACACUAAUCAGUAGAAAAAGCUCAGGCCUUUUGGGUUGAGAAUCCCAGGAUGAAUUCCUUGACCUCCUCACUAGCUCUAUC
Messenger RNA from Linum tenue, 256 nucleotides. Lineage: Eukaryota; Viridiplantae; Streptophyta; Magnoliopsida; Malpighiales; Linaceae. The record is from the annotation of a GenBank genome assembly.